This is a messenger RNA of Cuscuta europaea, 1738 nucleotides long. The record is from the annotation of a GenBank genome assembly. Lineage: Eukaryota; Viridiplantae; Streptophyta; Magnoliopsida; Solanales; Convolvulaceae.
AGGCUCCUUUAUCUUUUGUGAAUCCACAUACUUCGACCAUCUCGGUCUUAGCUAGAAGCUUUGAAUUGCUUUAGUUUAUCUCUCUCUUUCUCCAAUUCCUAGCCUGAUGUGAUUCUCCACCUUAUAUCUCAUAAAAUCUCAUCAAUCCAACCUUUUCUUUACAAAAGAAAGAGAAUUUAUUUGAGAAGGCCAAGGGCAUAUAUCAAAAAGCUAGAAAAUUUAAAGAUCACACUUCCAUCCAUGGCUUUCUCUUCUGUUCCGCUCUAUCUUGAUCCUCCCAAUUGGCCAAACCAUCACCAACAGCAAGGAGAUGGGGUUGAUGGAGCAACUGGGAGUUCCUCUCUGCUUGUGCCGCCUCUGCCGCCGCCGCCCGGUGGAGGUCCGGUGAGGCCCGGCUCGAUGACGGAGAGAGCUCGGCUGGCCAAGAUUCCUCUCCCGGAUGCGGCUCUCAAGUGCCCUCGCUGCGAUUCCAACAACACUAAGUUUUGCUACUUCAACAACUACAGCCUCUCUCAGCCGCGCCAUUUCUGCAAGACUUGCCGGAGGUACUGGACGAGGGGAGGCGCUUUACGGAACGUCCCCGUCGGCGGCGGCUGCCGCCGCAACAAGAGAAGUAGCAAAGUGAGCCGAUCCAAGUCACCGGCUAGAGGCGAGCAGCAAAGCAACAAUGGAGGGCCCUUGGCGAACUCGAACCGUAACGCGAAUAUCACGCGCGCCGGCGACAUGCUGACGGCUCAUUUGCCGCCGCAGCCGCCGUUCUUGCAGAGCGUGAGCGGCUUCGCGGCCACCCCGGAUUUAGGGUUACAUUACAUCGGCGGAAACGAAAUGGAAUUUCAGGAGGGAAACAACUCCGCGACGGCUGUGAAUCUGUCGGCUCGGUUCGCCGAUCUGUUUCGGCUCCAGCAAGGAAUGACGCAGCAGCUUCCGUACCUUUCCGGCUUGGACCAGCCGCCUCCCGGCGGUUGCUUUUACCAAUUCGAGGAGGCUGGAGCCGAUCAAUACGGCGGAGACCAGCUAGGAGUCAAGGGUUUUGAAAGUGGCGGCACCGCCGCCGCAUUUCUCCUUCACCACCAUCACCACCAUCAGUCGGCUGCCGGAAACGUGAAGAUGGAAGAUAACAACAUGAACAAUGGGAUGAAUAUUUCAAGAAACUUUCUGGGAAUUUCGGGAAACAACAAUAAUGACAAUUUCUGGACUGGGAAUAAUAAUAUUAAUGGAUACACAACAACAGAUCUGUUGCCUGCUGCUGCUGGUUACGCUUCUUCUACUACUAGCCGCCUUCUGUGAGUUUUUUUUAAACGUAAUUCCUUUUUUUUUUUUAAUUUAAUUUUCUGGAAACCCUAGCUAUAUAUCUUUUUCCAAAUUUACACACUUACAGUUUGGGUGGCUUGAGGUUUUUUCUAUGAGCUAAGUUAAUUAAUAUAUGCAAAUUGUGAUGUACCGUACAAGACUACCAGGAAAGGAAGGAAGAUGCAUCUGAAAUUAAAGUUGUAAAACCCUUUCUUUGAUUUCAAUUUUGAUGGUACAUACGUACGUACCACUUUUUUGUAUUUCUUUAUUUGUGUAUUAAUUUAAUUAUAUUCUAGUUAAUUUAUUGAUAUGGCUUGUGUACAUGUAUAUAUAUGCUGUAUGCAAGUCCAUGGAGUAGUCUCAUAGGUUAUCUUAGCUAUGUGCUCAUGAUCAUCAAUCAUCAUAUAUUAUAAGCAAUAUAUUAAUUAUCAGAUGCAAUGUCUUUAAU